Trypanosoma brucei brucei TREU927 is the source of this 603-nucleotide messenger RNA. RefSeq lists its product as hypothetical. NCBI's taxonomy places the organism in Eukaryota, Euglenozoa, Kinetoplastea, Trypanosomatida, Trypanosomatidae. The record is from RefSeq and is a predicted model, not a curated record. The coding region runs from base 1 to 603 and encodes 200 amino acids. The transcript has a single exon.
AUGGCUUCCGUCGGUAAUUGCUUCCGUAGGUUCAUGAGCGUGAUCACUGCCGUUUUAUUGGCUUUGAGUACAACCAUUUACGCCGUGUGCCUUUCAGUGGUUGUGUUUCGUGAAGUGAAGCGGGACCGUUUCACCGUAUUUCAUAUGCUCAGCGUUGCUUUCUGUAGUCUUUCUCUCUUUUGCUACGCCGCGCUGCAUUGCAUUAGCCUGAAGCAGCGGUAUUUGCUGUACAUCAUUACCUUCGUGUUGUUAAUAACAUUUGGCUUCCUCACUCAUUCCACCGGUCUGACGUUACUUGUCGUUUUGGACUGCCGCGACUUGGGAAUUCUCAACCACUCGGAGUUUUUUGAUGCGUUGAAUAACCCAGCGGAGCUAACCUCCAUGCUGAAUGAAUCGGGGACUAUUGAUAAUGAAACAGCAGUGAUUGGAAAGUCGGGAAGAGCCGUGCAUAGCUGUUCGUUGCAUUCCAUGGUGGUAUUUGCUGCCUGUGUUACGGCAUUGUUUCAAAUGCUCGCAUUGUUUGAUGUGCAGAAGGUUCUGGUGGAAAAAACUAAGAAGAAAAUGUAUAAUGUUGAUGUUUGUGGAGUGCCUUGCGUUAAAUGA